GCGGUGGCGACGCCGACCACCCCGCCCGCGCCCCACGGCGGGUAUGGUGGCCGCCUGGAGAAGCGGAGCAAGUGAGAUGCGCGACACACCAAACUCCGCCGUCACGCGUGCGGUCUCUCUCGCACCAACGGCGGCAGUUGGGCCGGCUCCAUCGCAUCCAUGAGCGGCUCUGACGCGCCGGGUCCAUGCCGCGCUACAACGCUCGCGUGCCGGCGGCGCGGGCCGCGGGCCCCGCGGUCUGCCGCGGACGCGGAGUUGUCGGCGGGGCGCUGUUUGACCAACACGACGACGCGACGUGCCGCGCCGGGUGCGACCGUGAGCACCGCGAACAACAGUCGUGUUGGCGGCAAAGGGACCCGCCGUGAUAAGGGAAUCACCGACCGAGUCCCGGGGAAAGCCCAGGGCAGCGGCUGUUAUCCUCAGCUCAUUCGCCAUCGAGAGCCUGUGGCUGCAGAGUCCUCCCCGGCCGAGCCAUCACCAUGAGGACCUCGAUGAGGCCGUCCCUCCUCCACCUGCUGGCCCUGGGAUGUGCGCUGGCGGUGCCGACGGCAGGCGCAGCACGCGUGGUGGCCCGCGCACUACCGGGGUCCCUGGCUCUUGACGAGGUGCCCGGUAACAACAACCAGGGCAUCGAGGUCGACGGUUUCCAGGACUUCCAACCUGAGGCGGAGGGUGAGACUAUAGACCUCCUCGUGCCGCCAAUGAUAUGGGGACUGCCGGAUCACGCUGAACAUAGUCAGGCUAUCAAGAUGGCACUGAGUCCCUCACAGAGAAUCUCUUUGGCAUCUUUGCCGUCAAUCUUGCCACACUUUAACACCUCCUGCUCUUGUGCCCAUUGGACCUGUGCCUGCUGUGCAAGAGUGGAGAUAAAACCUCUGCGCAAGAAUAAAACAGGUUGCGCAAGUUUAUCUUAUGUAAAGGAAUCCAUUGCCAUUGUGCUUCGUUUGGCUAUGAAUAAUCGCACUCUUAUUGAACGAGAGUUAAUUUCAGGUUCAAAUCCCCCACCAUUCUGUUUUCCUAUCCCCCAAUUCCCAGUGGUGACAGUUUGUCUACGACUUGCAAAUAUCAGCCUAACAGAUGAUGCAAGGGUUCAGGCAUGUGCAGCAGUAGAAAUUGGACUUGUUUUCACAUCUCCUUUAAUACGUCUUCGCUUUGGUUGCCUAAAAAUUGGACCUGGAGGUAUCUCAUGGGCUGGUUCACCAUCCGCUCAGUCCAUUCAAUUCCCUGCAGUUGAUGAUACUCAGACAACAAUGCAACAAUUUGCAGCAGCUCUUAACUCCACUGACAAUGAACAGUAUUUAUUACUACAAUCUAUUUUGAGACAGGAAAGUCUCCACAAAAUGAACACAUCAGAGUCACCAUCCUGGAGUAGAAAGAAUCAAUGGCCAGUUAUUCAGCGGAGAAGUAUGAGGAAUAAUAGUAACUAAUAUUGCAAAAUUCCAACAUUUAUUCAGUUAAUGCGCACACA
Molecule: messenger RNA, 1468 nt
Organism: Frankliniella occidentalis (western flower thrips)
Lineage: Eukaryota; Metazoa; Arthropoda; Insecta; Thysanoptera; Thripidae
Exons: 7
Coding region: 480-1427 (315 amino acids)
Source: RefSeq, a predicted model, not a curated record